CCGUGGCAGAUUUUUUUUUUAUUGUGUGCCCUUUUAGGUCGCCACUCUAGACUCAAAGGAACCUCGUGGUUGUCAAAGUCACCCGUUUAUUAUUUAACUCCCCCGCAGCUCUUUGUUGCAAGUUUACUCGCGAGGACAAACCAAACAUCUUCCACCGUUACUUAGCCGCUCCUCGGCUAGAGUCAUCACGGACGAAACUUUUCUUCAACUUUACAACAAAGGCAAAGCAAGGUUGGAGCUCUCUUACCGCACCCCGUGCAGUUAGAGAAACAUAUUUCAAGAAAUUUUGUACACCUGCAAACAUGACCCGGAGACCGUGCGCGAUCUAUGUGGUCGGGAUCACCUGCGCUGUCUUGCUGGUCGCUGGGAUUGGCUUAGUUGUGGCUCAGGUUUUCCGCACGAUAAUGCACAACCGCCUAAAAAAGGAGAUUGUCUUGGUGGAGGGCAGCCGUGUGUUUGAAUCAUGGAAAACCCCUCCCCCUCCUGUCUACAUGGAGUUUUUCUUCUUCAAUGUAACCAAUGUGAACGAUUUCUUGAAAGGGGCCAAGCCAGAGGUCAAGCAGGUUGGACCCUACACUUACAGGGAGUACAGGUAUAAGGACAAUGUGAGCAUGUUGGAAAAUAACGAGACGGUGUCCGCAUACAACACCAAAAGCUUUGUGUUCUUGAGAGAGAAGUCUGUGGGUGACCCAGCUGUGGAUAACAUCACCACCGUCAAUAUCCCUGCUUGGGCUGUAAUGACCAAGGUGAAAGGGAGUUUCUUUAGGUCCUCCAUGGUGUCCAUCUGGAUGAACGCUGUUGGGAGUGGUAUCUUUACAACUCACACUGUGGAUGAAUUGCUGUGGGGUUAUGAAGAUCCUUUGCUGGUCCGCGUCUCUUCCACCAAUCCUGAGGUGGAGAAGGUCUUUGGCCUCAUGUACAAGAAAAAUGGAAGUAACAAUGGGGAAUUUGUCUACCACACUGGGGUGCAGAAUUACUUGGAUUAUGGCCGCGUCAAAACAUGGAAAGGCGAAAGCAAGCUGACCUUCUGGUCAUCUAACCAAAGCAACAGCAUCAAUGGAUCAGAUGGAAGUGCUUUCCAUCCUCUGCUGAAAAAGGAUGAACGCAUUUACAUCUUCACGCCAGACCUCUGCAGGUCGAUCUACAUGGAGUUUGAGAAAGAUGUAGAGGUGAAAGGAAUCCCAGCCUACCGUUUCACACCACCACGCUCUGUUUUGGCCAGCAAAGAAGAGAACCCGGCCAAUGAGGGUUUCUGCGUCAGCCAAGAUGAGUGCCUGGGAACUGGUGUUCUUAAAGUCAGUCCCUGUCGGAGAGGUGCCCCAGUGGUCGCCUCCUUUCCUCAUUUUUACCUGGCAGAUUCAAAAUAUGUGGCUGCAAUUGAAGGAAUGUCUCCUCACAGAAAGCAUCACCAAACUUUCCUAGAUCUUAACCCGACCACUGGAGUGAUUGUGCGUGCAAGCAAGAGAGCACAGAUAAAUGUCUUGCUCAGCAGAAUCUCCGGAUUCCCUGCCACUAGAGGCCUGAAUAACACGAUCUUUCCCGUCAUGUUCCUCAAUGAGAGUGUGGUGAUUGAUGACGCAUCUGCAGCAAGAGUACACAAGCUGCUGCUGAUUGUCACUGUAGUGUCCAACUUGCCGCUCAUUAUUGUGGGACUGGGUGCCAUUUUGCUCAUAGUGCUCAUCAUCCUUCUGGUCCGGGCCCGCAAACAGAAGAAUGAAGUUAAGCGCAUUGUGUUUACCAAGCCUCUCUAUGCUGCAUCCACUGAAGAGGACACUUCUUACUCUCCAGUCAGUGACAAGGAAAAGGAAGACCCUCAAAAUGGAACCUUUAUUGGUUUGACAGCGAAGGCAGAAGAUUGAGGGAGGGACUGGUUAGAAGGGGGCUUUGUAUAUCGACAACCGUCAGAAUUACAAAAGGCGAUUUGGGUUUUCAGGGGAAAAGAAAUUAUCUUUAUAAUUAGAAAUCUCAGGGGGGAGGGGGGUGGAGAGGUAGAGGAGGGGUUUGUGUCUAGUCUCAAACAUGUAUGUACAUAAUUUUAGCCAUGGAGAGAUACUUAAAGUCCAGGUCUAGCACACUUAAUUCUCAGAAAAAAGGUUCUGACUAUCAUUUGAAAACACUGCAUAUAAAAGGCAACUUCUUUCUGUUUGCUUGAAUCAUUUGCUGAUGCAAAGUUACUGACCACACGCUGCAGUUGAGAUGAGCACACUUUGUAGUGUUCCUAAACAAACACAACACACCCUCUAAACCUCAGGUGUGGAAUCAAAUAGAUUUUGAAGUGGCUUCACCUAUUUCUCUGUGACUAGAUUAGAUUCUUGUCUUCAGAUUUUAGUGACUAACUACUAUGUUACAGGGCAUAGAGGGUAAUGUGGGACCAGGGUAAUGAAGUCCGCAAACUGUGAGUUACAUCACUCUCAGGGGGGCUCUGCUUAGAAACUGUCAAAUAUUAUUAAAGCCAGAAGAAGGAGCAAAAUAUUCAGCAAGUAUUGUCUUUGUGAAGACACUUAAAUCCAUUCAGUAUUACUAUGUUCCAUUCGCAUUUCAUCCUAAACUAAAUGUUACAAGACAAUUUCAUGGCUCAUUAAUAUUUUCUAUUCAUGCAAUGUGUUUAGAGGGACAUCACCGUACCUAUAUUUUUGUAUAUAUACAGUGUACGAUGUGUUGAACUGCUGACAUUCCUCUCAGUGUAUGAUGGGAAUGAAUAUCAGACAAACCGCUGUAUAUUUUGGAGACUACUUUUUUGUAAAGUAAGAAGUCCUUCUCAUUUUUUGUAAAUGUUAAUUUAGAAAUGUUUGAAUUAGGAACAUUUUAAGUUAGAGUUUCAGAAAUGUCGUAUAGUGCCAUAAUCAGCAGCACUUUUAUCAGCCAUCUAUAGCCCUGAAUAUGACAGGAUUUAUGGUUGAAACAAUGAUUCAUACACUACUGAAUUUAUGUGCUGACAGUAUUUUUGCCCUGUAUAACUGCUUCUACAAUCUCAUGUAGACAUAUCAAAAUGUAAUUCACCUUACUAUCAUUUCAAAAUGAAAUGUGUGUUUUUCAUGCUGUUGUUGAAGGACUUAUCAGCAUUGUUGGUGCUGAAAAUUACACCCACCAAACCUUUUUUUUUCUUCAGUGUUUGUGAAAUGUUUGUGAAAGAUUUUAAGAGAAUUCAGUCCAGCCAUUUCAACUCAAAACUAAUGUGGGUUCAGUAUGAAGAAACACUGUAGUUGUGCCUUUAAAAGAAUCAGUCAUUACUGGCUUUAUUUUGUAUUUUAUAGUUUUCACAUAUUUUGUGAAAAGGACGCCAUGUUGUACCAACAAAUCUAAUCUCAAGUGUAUAUUGUUUUCUUCCAAAUACCAAACAAAACUGUGGGUGAAACUGUUUUUAUAGUUUUUGUACAGCUGGCAGUCAAGCUGUACUCUGCUUGAAUCAUAGAUUGUAGUACAGGGCAACAGCUUUCUCACUCAAGGCGCUUGAAAAUAUUGAAUUCGAGGUGUCAUUUAAUGUAAUAUAGAAAAUGCUGCAGAAUUACUUUAUUUGAAUAGGGAUGUGUCCAGCUUUUAUUACUGCUCUUAUUUGUAACAUUUUAAGCAUGAAUGAAUUACUUCAUACCACCUUGUCAUUCAAUGCAUUCUAAUAAUCAGCAAUUAAUAUAUCAGACAGUAGUGGGGAAGCUUAACAUGUUUUAGAUUAGUUCCUCAUUUGAUUUUACUAUUUUCUUUUGUUUGUUUGACUUUAAUUCAAUUAUGUACAAUAAGAAAACUGAAUAUAGAUAGAAAAAAAUAUGGAGUGCAUAAUGUAAUGUCGUCAUAAAUUCAUGAUAGGGUGAAUGAAUGUCAUUUUUAUGCACAAACCCCCCACAGUAUUACACUAUAUUGUUGUUGUCCUUAAACAGGAUCAAUUAUUUUGUUACAUUAGUAAAAACCAAAACACAGAACGACUUUAUACUGGGCUGCUUUGUGCCACAGUUUGAUCACAGGUUGUACGGAAAUGAUUGUUACUGCUAUAACCACAUAUUCUUAUUGUCAGCUUGUUUUGAAAUGUUGAUUGUUAAAACUGUUUUUACUGUGUACACAAAAAUAAAAGUAUUUCAGUAAAUA
Messenger RNA from Micropterus salmoides (largemouth bass), 4077 nucleotides. Its product is annotated as lysosome membrane protein 2-like. Bases 303 to 1859 code for a protein of 518 amino acids. NCBI's taxonomy places the organism in Eukaryota, Metazoa, Chordata, Actinopteri, Centrarchiformes, Centrarchidae. Gene Ontology annotation, cellular component: cytoplasm; membrane; lysosome. The record is from RefSeq and is a predicted model, not a curated record. Gene Ontology annotation, molecular function: scavenger receptor activity. Gene Ontology annotation, biological process: receptor-mediated endocytosis; protein targeting to lysosome. The transcript has 14 exons.